Molecule: messenger RNA, 912 nt
Organism: Iphiclides podalirius (scarce swallowtail)
Lineage: Eukaryota; Metazoa; Arthropoda; Insecta; Lepidoptera; Papilionidae
Source: the annotation of a GenBank genome assembly
AUGUUUAAGAAGUUCAAGGAUAAAUUAGCAGAAGAGGUAAAAUCCUCGCCACAAAGAAUACAACAGUUUGCUCAAGCUGCACAGGCUGCUGUAACAUCUGCCUCCAGUAGUAUUUCUGACAUUACUAAUAAUGACCUUUUUUCAAUUGGAGACAAUGAUAAUCAUCGUGGUCCUGUAUCAGCAGUCAAACAACCAAGUACAUUCCAAGAAAUAUCUUUAGCUCAACAACAAUCAUUACAUUCUGCUUCUGAUGGUCAAGACACAUUAUUACAUUAUGAUGAAACGCCGAGACAAAGAAGAUUAUCUAAUAGUUCUUUUUCAAGUGAUACAUCUUUUAGAUUACCUACAUAUGAGAGCCCAUCUAUGUAUCACAUUCAGUCUGACAUGGAUGUAUCUGCAAGCGAGGCAGAAGAAAAAGGUUUUGGCCCCGGUGGAGUGAAUUUAGAUAGAGUUACCAAAGAAGAGUUGUAUUUUGCAUAUAGGCGUACUCGGGAUCGCUGGACUAAGUAUAAAAAUCAGUAUGCAGAUUUGGCGCGACACUACAAACUUCUGGAGAGAGAAAAUGCUAAAGCAAGGAAUGUAUUAGUUGAAACUCAAGAUAAGGCUUUACGAAGGAUAUCAGAGUUAAAAGAACAAUGUUCAUUAGAGCAAAGUGCCAAGGCACAUCUUGAGAGAGCAUUACGUGUUGAAAUAGAAGAGAAAAAUAUGAAAAUAGAAACGCUAAACACAAAAGUAAAAUUUCUGCAAGAGAACAAGGAUAAUGACAGCAAUACUUUUGAAUCUGUGGCUACUGAAAAACUUGAAAAAGACAAUUCUCAAUUGAUUGAUUUAAGAACUGAUGAUAAAUCAGAAAAUAACUUGUCUUGCAAAAGGAAAAGGAACGGCAGGGACUAUUACGACAGCUUGGCAUCA